GCAGAUUACAUCAAUCCAUCACUAAACUGCCAUUCUGAACUUCAGCUUAUCCUCUCGUACGAUCUCAUCUUUCCUGGACUCCAGCUCUGCCAUGUCCCACGUUGCAGACAAGUAUCUCCCACUGAUCCACGGCCUCUUCUCACUAGCGAUCCACACGCAGACAUUGCCGCACAAACUCGGGGAAUCCGUCAAGACUGGAGAUGA
Molecule: messenger RNA, 204 nt
Organism: Scutellospora calospora
Lineage: Eukaryota; Fungi; Glomeromycota; Glomeromycetes; Diversisporales; Gigasporaceae
Source: the annotation of a GenBank genome assembly